Molecule: messenger RNA, 2971 nt
Organism: Myripristis murdjan (pinecone soldierfish)
Lineage: Eukaryota; Metazoa; Chordata; Actinopteri; Holocentriformes; Holocentridae
Gene: zglp1
Product: zinc finger GATA like protein 1
Exons: 5
Coding region: 158-1909 (583 amino acids)
Biological process (GO): spermatogenesis; regulation of transcription by RNA polymerase II; oocyte development
Cellular component (GO): nucleus
Molecular function (GO): zinc ion binding; sequence-specific DNA binding
Source: RefSeq, a predicted model, not a curated record
CUACUCUUGACCCAAAACACGGAUCUAAUCCUGACAAGCGACUAUCGUCUAAAGUUUGAAGUCAAAUGAAAGUGGCACACUUUGCGAUCGGUUUGAUGAUCGAUUUCAAGACUAGAUCUAAGAAGCUGUUUCUCUUUAUGACAGACACUGCCUCAAAAUGAGCACAGCACCACAGGGAAACCAGGGGACCAUGGAGCAAGAUGCCACCCAAUCCACAAUCCUCUACCUUCGCCAGGAGGCCUCCAAACUAGCAUCCCCUGCCCACAAUAGUUUGCUGGACCCCCGUUCACCCCCCACAUGGCCUAAGAACUUACUUAGGCAGGAUCCUUUCAUGAUUAACAGGGAGGCAAAGGAUCUACAUUCAUUUAAUGGCUCUCAUUGUUCCUCUCAGCAUUGUUUGUCUCAUAUGACGCCUUACAGCCAAUCAAAGACUAGCAUGGAAGAUAGCCAUAACCAGAUCACAGCCUCAGUUGAGUCUAGUCCUCAGUACAGUAGCCCUUGGAGAGUUCUGAGCCUGAUCAACUUGCAGUGUGAAAGGCUUCUCCAUGACAGAGACCUAAAAGACACAGAUUUAAAUUUAAAAUCCACCAAUUCAACAGCCAGUUCAUCUGCUUCAGCAGCAGAUGUAACUGAUCAGGGAUGCAGAGGUGACAGUGUGAUUCCUGAAUACCCUUUAGAAUGCCCUUCAUUCAUCAGUGAGAGAGAAGAAAACACAGGCUGUAACAGCCAAACCAAAGGCGCUAUGGGUGAGUUGAGAGGAGACUGCAGUGAAGGAUCCAGCGGCUUCCCAGUGCAGUGUCGUGUGAACAGCUGCAAAGUUGGCAGUAUUGUUCACCCACAGAGUCCUGAAAAAAUAGACACAGUUAGGCUUGAGCUUGUGGACAAAAAUACAACAGCAUAUUCAUCAGAGCCUGCACACAGAGACAAAACACAGGUCAAGUUUAAUGUUUUCAUGGGUUUGGAGUGGAAAGAGGAUUCUGAGGAUAUGGAGCAGGAUAUUACCUGCAGUUCAAAUGAAGAUGCAAGUGUAGCACUUUACCCGUCUGUAAGUACAAAGGAAUACCCGAUGCCAAAGCCAGCAGUGAUACUCGACUUUAACUCAAACCUAACUUGGACUGUAGAGACGCCAUUUGACACACAGCUGCCAUCACACAGCUCCCUUUUGCCUUCAUCACAAUCUGCAAUAUUCUCAUUUAGAAGUGAAGAUGGAUCUCACAUGGUCUUGGAACAAGAUGACAAAAUUACAGCAUCUGAACCAGAUUGUAGACACGUUCCCAAAGAAGAAAAGUACCCACUAUUCCCACAGAUGAAAUCUCCUAAGGGAGAAACAAACCCACCACCCCCUAAAACAUCUAAACCAGAAUGCAUACAAAUUCAUCCAAGUGCUCAUCCAUUUCCCCAGCAACGUUCCUCCCAGUCCACAUGGAGAACCAAGACCCCCAGAAAACAGCCUCAUCCCAGCCGGAGCGCUGAUAUCCAAGACCCGGACUUUCAAGGUGUUACAUUUCGCAUGGAAACAGUGCUGGACGACAGCAGGGAGCAGUGUCGGCUCCUCAUAACUUCAAAGUACAGCAAAGAGCUCUUAAAGAGUGUAAGAAAACCCAGGGUGAGGUCCCGGUCCUUCCAGAGCUCCAAAACUAGCAGCUCAGAUGACGAGAUUGACCUGACCACCAGCAUUUCCAAGAGCAAAAUGUGUGCAUCAUGUUGCACAAAGAAGACUCCCAUGUGGAGAGAUGCUGAGGAUGGAACCCCACUCUGUAACGCUUGUGGAAUAAGGUAUAAGAAGUACAGAGUGCGUUGUAUCAACUGCUGGCAUAUCCCAAGGAAAGAGGGCAACUCAAACUUGUGCUGCCUCAAGUGUGGAAACUUUGUGAGGCUGGCCUCGGCUCAGCGCAAACACACAGCCUAGGGCGACAUACAUUAAGCAAAGUUUUCUAAGUCCACAUGUGACGAAGCUCUGCACACACACUUACAGUGAUUCAAGACCAUAUGCUGUGCUCCUGCAAUUCUCCAGGAAAAAAAAAAUUAUCAUAUAACAAUGAAGAGCAAUCUUAAUUAAUAUUUAAAUUAAUUCCAUUGUUACCUUGUUGAAUUUACUUUAAGUCUACCUCAGGCAGUGCCACGCAGUCCCUCUGGCUCUGCAACUCCUCAUCCGGUGCUAUAUUUAUCAGCAGAAAAUAUAAACAGGGAUUUUGAUCUACUCUUAGGCCUUGCACUCCACACUUGAAGAAUGGAUGGAACUAUGACUUGAAUAUUGACCUUUUAGUCAAUCUUAAAUGCACAUCUCUCAACUUAUACUAUUUUCUAAUGUGUAUUUGACAGUCUGUGUACAGCUGAUGGGUCAAAAGAACAUGUCAAUGAAGAUUUUGAUAGGUUUAUACAUUAAUUGACCAUUAUGUCUGUGUUGCAGUAUGCUGUUGCAGUAUAAAUGGACAUUGUUGUUAGCAGCAGAGUUUGGAGUUAUUUAUUGGUGCAAAUAAAUGGAGUGAUUUAGGUGGGCCACAAGGAGUAAAACACAGAGUGGAAAAGUACUGUUGGUUGUAAUUGUUGGCAUUUUUCACCUAGAUUGCUUCAGUGUUGCCUGUGUAUCACGGUCAACGGUGCCAGAUGGCUGCAAUAGAAGUUAUUUCUGUACAUGACCAAGACUGCAACCUGAGCUCAGAGCUGCGUUUAUUCUUGUUAACUGCAAAACAAUUUACUUCACUUGACCUUGACACCAAGACUGUCCACUAGUCUAAGUUCAGUAGGUACACAUUUUGUUACACAAGUUAAAUUGAUGUGUUGAUGUUGUCCUUGUUGGUGUUUGUGAUUGUCAUUAUUUAUUUUCUUGUUCCAUGGGUGGUUCUUGUUUUUGGACAACUAUUACAUUUUUGCUGGAUAAAUUGGUGCACUGAAUUCCUUACAAUUUAUGUUAAAAAAUAUUCUGUGAGUCUGUAUGGGUUUUGGUCUGCAUUAAAUUAUCUAAGAAAUA